Messenger RNA from Ceratitis capitata (Mediterranean fruit fly), 565 nucleotides. RefSeq lists its product as uncharacterized. Bases 85 to 543 code for a protein of 152 amino acids. The transcript has 3 exons. NCBI's taxonomy places the organism in Eukaryota, Metazoa, Arthropoda, Insecta, Diptera, Tephritidae. Gene Ontology annotation, biological process: positive regulation of voltage-gated potassium channel activity; regulation of synaptic transmission, cholinergic; sleep. The record is from RefSeq and is a predicted model, not a curated record.
UCUUUGAAUAAAUUUGUGGCCAGUACUCAGAUAAGUGCAUAAAAUUGUUGAUGAAAUUAUAAAAACUUAUUUUUAGGCCAGAAAAUGUAUACUAAAUUGUUAGUUACUUCGUUACUGCUUCUUUAUGCUCAAAUAUCAAACGGGCUGCUUCGACGCUGUUAUCAAUGCCGAUCUAGAGGUGAUCUGGGCAGUUGCAAAGAUCCCUUUACAUUUAAUGCAACUGAUGUUGAAAGUGAGCCUGGUGUAUCAGCUGUGCCUUGUGCAUCUGGAUGGUGUGGCAAGGUGAUCGAAGGCGGAGGUGCAUAUGCUACAGAUGAUUAUGAUCAAGCAAUUCAGAGGAUGUGUGUUCAACGUGGUCCAGAUGACAAUCAAGAUCGCUGUGCCAAUACAGUAUAUAAUUAUAAAAAAGUGUACAUGUGUUUUUGUCAGGGAGAUUUAUGCAAUACAGGUUCAUACACUAGUGGAAACCUGCUUCGCUUUAUUAUGGUCGCUUUUUUAUGUAGUUAUAUACAUAGCUCAAUGCCGUUGGUACAUUUUUCAUAAUUCACCAGUAAAUUUUUUCAAA